This is a messenger RNA of Alternaria alternata, 2568 nucleotides long. RefSeq names its product HET-domain-containing protein. Bases 138 to 2399 code for a protein of 753 amino acids. The record is from RefSeq and is a predicted model, not a curated record. The transcript has 2 exons. Lineage: Eukaryota; Fungi; Ascomycota; Dothideomycetes; Pleosporales; Pleosporaceae.
UUAAUCGCCUGCUGUCUCCAGUCCAUGAUGGCUGACCUAUGGAACGUCUGGUACAGUGUUGGGAUGGUUGGAUAUCGCGCGAACACCUCAUCACGUGGCGAGGACACGAUUUCAGCCUUGCCACUGCUGCCUGAAGCAUGGCGUUCUCCAUCAACGUCAGGACUCCCAUUCCUGAGCAAGUUUUGAACCGUCCUGCCCUUCCUCUGCUGUUCAAGUUCGGCUCCACCGCCGUCUUCAACCUCCUGAGGUCUUUAGAUAUGAGUUCUCUUGAGUGCCCAGCAUAUAACUCGAAGAGCGAUCACGAACGGUCCUGGAGCUACAGUCCACGGGAUGACCCUGAAGAUGAAGGCAAUCCUCUAGUUGCCGGUGUCGACCUUUGCAGCAAUUGUCAAAUCUUGAGGUGGCUUGGACUACGUCGCCCACCGACGGGAGAGCAUAUUCCAGGCGAUCUUUUUAACCGCUAUCGAGAAUCCGCAAGAGCGCCUGUGUCCUCAACUUGCGAGUUAUGCCAAGCCAUUUGUUCAUCAUUAUCUGCUACUCAAGUCAAGUACAUAACCCUGUCACUUGGGAGACUAGCUGAUGCUAUCCGUCUGGACAUAUCGUAUCCAGACCAGGAACGACCUUAUGAACUUCUGUUCGUCGAAAUCGAAGAUGAAACUGACUGUACGAUUACUCAGGAAAUUACUUUUUCGCUGAUACUCCCCGCACAGACGGGUGUGACAGUGCGACGAAUCGAACCCGAAUCGGUGGAUUAUACAGAAGUACGACUUUGGAUCGAUCAUUGUGAUUUCACUCAUGGCCCAAGCUGUCAUACCGCCACGAAGCUUCAUGUACCUCACUUCAAAGUUAUCGACUGCUUUAACCGGCAAGUCUUACCUUUACCUGACCUGCAAACCCAGUACGUCGCGCUUUCGUACGUUUGGGGCAAACCAAAUCCAGAAGUCGAUAGCUCGGAAAGGUUUCCACAAACGAUCGAAGAUAGUAUAGACGUAACUUCAAAAUUGGGAUACAGGUACCUUUGGGUUGAUCGCUAUUGUAUUGAUCAAGAUGACAAAGACAAUAAGCACAUCCAGAUCUCCAUGAUGGAUCUUAUCUAUUCUCAGGCCUGCCUGACGAUCGUUGCAGCCAUGGGCGAUGCUUACGAUGGGCUCCCAGGGGUGAAUGAGCUCUCACGCAGUAUGCAAAAAUACCUUAAAAUCGGUCAAUUGCAAAUGAUUGAAUGGUUCGUUCCACGCGACCGAAUUUUGAUAUCGAACUGGACUAAAAGGGCAUGGACAUACCAGGAAGGCGCUAUUUCGAAAAGGAGAUUGAUUUUUACUGAUGGUGGUGUUGCGUUCUGGUGUCGACGGAUGUACUGCCAGGAAAGUGUCAAAGAAAGGCCAUUACCAUCACACCCACGGGACACUAGUAAUGCUGGUGAGCAGCUUGCGUACAUUAUCCCUCGAGUAGCGGACGUGUUCAACCAAACGAGGUUCGCGAAAGUGAUGGAACAGUAUUCUCGAAAGACUAUGAGCUAUGAUUCAGAUGCCCUAAAUGCCUGCCUGGGUGUCUUACGCGCGUUGGAUACAACACACUGCUGGGGGGUGGCAGUGGAGACUUUUCAUCGAACCACGAUGGCAAAUGAUAUGUAUACACUCAACCAUAGGUGUACGUCACCUCGGGAUUUGACAGUUCAAACCCAACCCCAAGUUGUUUCCAAUCCAUUUGCCAAUAUCGACACAUGGAAACCUUCAUACCUGGAAAAAUCUGUCAUGUACCUCGCUUGGUACAACAUGGGCGCUGUGGAAGAAUGCAAAGAACGCAAAGAGUUUCCUACCUGGUCAUGGACGCGAUGGGGAGGUAAAAAGUACUACCAGGAUCACGGCUACUACACCGUUCGCCGUUCAAAACUCAGAACUCGCAUCCCUAUGGACGACAUGUAUGGGAUACUCAAGAUCAAAAUCUUUGUGGAUGAUAUGGAAUGGCUGAAUGUCUUUGACCAUUUCCACAGACUUCGCGCUCUCGAAGGAUCCAAACUAGGCAAGAUAUUACGAGUCACGGGAAACACAGUGACGCCACGCUACGAUGAGACACCAGAGGGAUUGGAAAUGAUCCUGACGACUGAGUUUGGCUUUGAUCUGCAUCUGAAAACGUUCAUUGACUCCCUCGAAUGGACAUGGGAAAACAUUGCCGACACGGUGGCCCUCGAGAUAUUUGAGUUCUUUAAAGAAUAUCAUGAUAGCGAUGCCUACGGCACCGUUCUCAUUCUGAAAUCAGACGGAGAACAAUACCGGAGAAUUGGUGUAGCAACAAUCAUGGAUCUUACACUCGAUUCUUUGAGAAGUUCACACCAUGAUUCGAUCGAAUUGGGCACUUUGGCUAUAGCAGGAGCAAUAACUCGUACAGUGCACAUAGUAUAGAUAGUCAAAUCCUCUGAUAAUAUGGAUCACUCAGGCAACAAUACGAUACUCCAAAAGGAAGGCUCUUGGGUAGAUGGAACUAUGUUGAGCGAGCGAACUCAGUCGUGGAGAAUUAAGCAAAGAUGUAUGGCACCCUGAGAUUCAAACCAAGAUAGCAGGAAGACGACAC